AUUUUCCUUUGUGAAAUUAACGAACUGUUUUCGCCAUUGAUACUUUGUUGUUUUGUUUUUUCAUAAAAGGAAAGUAAAAAUGAAGCUGAAAAUAACUAGUUUGUUCAUACUUUUGGCUUCGGUUACUUUGAUAGAGGCUAUGCAUAUGGCAGCUUCAAAAAGUAGACUGAUUUAUAUAGCAAAUGUUGAUGUUGGUUAUAGUGAAUUUAAAGAAAGCAAAAAUAUAUUGAAUGAAGCCGAUUGGAAAGCAAGAUGUACGUACAAAAAAGAUGGUCUUCCAGACAUAAAAAAAGUUAAAAUGGUCAGACAGAAGUCCAUGCGAAGUGGCAACGUUGAUUAUAAAAUUAUGAAAAGUGCUGCUGACAUAAACGCAAUCGUUGCCAGUUAUGAAAAGAGUCACAACGAAGCGCUAGAAAAGAACGAAGUAACUUAUGACAAGGAAUGUUUCAGAAAAGAUAAAGCGCUACUUGAAGAACAAGCUGAGAAAUUUUCAAACUUAUAUACUUCAACUACCGAAGCCGAUAAACGGACACAAAUUGAAAACAUUUGCGAUGACAUUUUCACGAAUUUGGCCAUUAUGAGAACCAGCAUUUACAUGCACAAAUGGAUAAAAAAGGCAACAUCGCUUGUGGCUGCAGUGGGUGGAGCAGUCGUCGGAGGUGUUCCGGGAGCCGCAAUCGGAAGUGGUGUCGGUUAUCUCGCCGGAAGAUCAUUCAUCAGAAGAAAUAUAUAACUAUUCAAUUUCAAUGCAAUGCGAUUCUUGUGCAAAUUAACGAUGAUGAUAAAAUAAAAGAAACAACAUUAAAUUUGACAAACAA
Molecule: messenger RNA, 818 nt
Organism: Contarinia nasturtii (swede midge)
Lineage: Eukaryota; Metazoa; Arthropoda; Insecta; Diptera; Cecidomyiidae
Exons: 7
Coding region: 80-733 (217 amino acids)
Source: RefSeq, a predicted model, not a curated record